This is a messenger RNA of Pan troglodytes (chimpanzee), 4260 nucleotides long. It is a transcript of the gene ATP6V0A4, whose product is annotated as ATPase H+ transporting V0 subunit a4. Gene Ontology annotation, cellular component: vacuolar proton-transporting V-type ATPase, V0 domain; plasma membrane; vacuolar proton-transporting V-type ATPase complex. Bases 1403 to 3925 code for a protein of 840 amino acids. The transcript has 21 exons. The record is from RefSeq and is a predicted model, not a curated record. NCBI's taxonomy places the organism in Eukaryota, Metazoa, Chordata, Mammalia, Primates, Hominidae. Gene Ontology annotation, biological process: vacuolar acidification; proton transmembrane transport. Gene Ontology annotation, molecular function: proton-transporting ATPase activity, rotational mechanism; ATPase binding.
CUAGGCCCAGUAUCGAGCACACAUGGCUAGGCCCAGUAUCGAGCACACAGUAGAUACUCUGUACGUGAUAAAAUUAAAUCUACUCUGGAGGUGUGGAAAUUCUUCCAGAAGGUUGACCUGGGGGGAAACAGUGUGAUUUGGCAGCAGUAGGGCCAUCGGGAGGAUCUUUGGGAAUAGCUUCUGUGCCCUCCUCCUCCCCUUGGCUCUCAUGUGGCCUUCAAUUUCACCAUUGGAAAGAGCUUCACUUUCUUCCAACCCCUGGGAGGUGUCCUUCCCUGCCACCUGUUCUAAGUGACACUAAAGGCAGUCCGAUGGGCAGCGUGACUUGGAUGGUCUAUUAAGGAAUGGAGAAAUGUUCAGGAGUGACAAACCGCCCCACCCCAGAGUUUGGAAUGCAUUGAUCGCUGCUGGGAGGCCUCUGAUGACCAGGGCUCCGUUCCCUGGCUACGUAUGCUGUGUGCGGGCUGGUGGCAAUGGCUUCAAGAUCAUCCCCCAGUUUCACAGUUAAACUUUGGACAUGCAUCUGUUAGAGUAUGGUGGAUGUUUUAAUCUAUUUCAGUCUAGAUGUUUGAGAUUCCCCUUUCAGGAGUGUGAGUCUUAGUCUUUCUUUAAUCAGCAGUGUCAAUACACACUUAUGACUGUAUGGUGGAACUGUGUCUUGCAGGUCAGUUUUGGCUAACCUAACUCGCACCAUUCCCCUGCCCCACUCACCCCUGGGCAUCCUUCUUCCAUAUACAGGACAUACAGAUUUAUUUUAUUCCUGCUGACUGCACAAGGCUCUGUUAUAUCACCGUUUAUUUAAUCAUUCUCCUAUUGAUGGAUAUCUAGGUUACAGCCAUUUACUAUAAUUAUUACAUACAAUAUUAUAAGAAACAUUCUUGUUCAUCUGUUUCUCUAUACAUAUCCAGGUCUAUCUGGAUAAAUAGCAGUGGACAUCUUGAUUUGUGGGUAUGAGGGAUAUAAGAUUUGAUAGACAUUGAUAAAUUGCUCUCUGAAAAAGCUACAAAGAAUUUACACGUUAACGUUGGAUAUACCCAAUGGGCAUAUGGAUUACCAAAUCUCAUUCUGAUGACAAAAACUAUUUUUCCUGACUAGGGAAAUUGAAGACAAAGUAUUCUGGAAUCCAGAGUUGGUUGCGAUACCCACGACUGAGUUCUGGAGUGACAUUCGAGUGCAUGAAGGGGCCUGCUUUCUCAUACCCUCCACAACUCGAGUCUUUAGUCAUAUUUUAAAACAUUUUGCCAGCUGAGAGCAGUGGCUCAUGCCUGUAAUCCCAGUACUUUGAGAGACCAGAGUGGGAGGAUCACUUCAGUCCAGGAGUUCAAUACCAGCCUGGGCAACACAGCAAGACUCUGUCUCAACAAAAAAAUAAAACAACUAGCUGGACCGAGGCUGGGCCAAGAUGGCGUCUGUGUUUCGAAGCGAGGAGAUGUGUUUGUCACAACUGUUUCUCCAGGUGGAAGCUGCAUAUUGCUGUGUGGCUGAGCUCGGAGAGCUCGGAUUGGUUCAGUUCAAAGAUUUAAAUAUGAAUGUGAACAGCUUUCAAAGGAAAUUUGUGAAUGAAGUCAGAAGGUGUGAAUCACUGGAGAGAAUCCUCCGUUUUCUGGAAGACGAGAUGCAAAAUGAGAUUGUAGUUCAGUUGCUCGAGAAAAGCCCACUGACCCCGCUCCCACGGGAAAUGAUUACCCUGGAGACUGUUCUAGAAAAACUGGAAGGAGAGUUACAGGAAGCCAACCAGAACCAGCAGGCCUUGAAACAAAGCUUCCUAGAACUGACAGAACUGAAAUACCUCCUGAAGAAAACCCAAGACUUCUUUGAGACGGAAACCAAUUUAGCCGAUGAUUUCUUUACUGAGGACACUUCUGGCCUCCUGGAGUUGAAAGCGGUGCCUGCAUAUAUGACCGGAAAGUUGGGGUUCAUAGCCGGUGUGAUCAACAGGGAGAGGAUGGCUUCCUUUGAGCGGUUACUGUGGCGAAUCUGCCGAGGAAACGUGUACUUGAAGUUCAGUGAGAUGGACGCCCCUCUGGAGGAUCCUGUCACGAAAGAAGAAAUUCAGAAGAACAUAUUCAUCAUAUUUUACCAAGGAGAGCAGCUCAGGCAGAAAAUCAAGAAGAUCUGUGAUGGGUUUCGAGCCACUGUCUACCCUUGCCCAGAGCCUGCGGUGGAGCGCAGAGAGAUGUUGGAGAGCGUCAAUGUGAGGCUGGAAGAUUUAAUCACCGUCAUAACACAAACAGAGUCUCACCGCCAGCGCCUGCUGCAGGAAGCCGCUGCCAACUGGCACUCCUGGCUCAUCAAGGUGCAGAAGAUGAAAGCUGUCUACCACAUCCUGAACAUGUGCAACAUCGACGUCACCCAGCAGUGUGUCAUCGCCGAGAUCUGGUUCCCGGUGGCAGAUGCCACACGUAUCAAGAGGGCACUGGAGCAAGGCAUGGAACUAAGUGGCUCCUCCAUGGCCCCCAUCAUGACCACAGUGCAAUCUAAAACAGCCCCUCCCACAUUUAACCGGACCAAUAAAUUCACAGCUGGCUUCCAGAAUAUCGUUGAUGCCUAUGGUGUCGGCAGCUACCGGGAGAUAAACCCAGCCCCCUACACCAUCAUCACUUUCCCCUUCCUGUUCGCUGUGAUGUUUGGAGACUGUGGUCAUGGAACCGUGAUGCUCCUGGCUGCACUUUGGAUGAUUCUGAAUGAGAGACGCUUGCUCUCCCAGAAGACAGACAAUGAGAUUUGGAACACCUUCUUCCACGGGCGCUAUCUGAUCCUACUUAUGGGCAUCUUCUCCAUCUACACGGGUUUGAUCUACAAUGACUGCUUCUCCAAGUCCUUGAACAUCUUUGGCUCUUCUUGGAGUGUCCAACCCAUGUUCAGAAACGGCACAUGGAAUACUCAUGUAAUGGAGGAAAGUCUAUAUCUGCAGCUGGACCCAGCCAUACCAGGAGUGUAUUUUGGAAAUCCAUACCCAUUUGGGAUUGAUCCGAUUUGGAACUUGGCUUCAAACAAACUCACAUUUCUGAACUCGUAUAAAAUGAAGAUGUCGGUGAUCCUGGGAAUUGUCCAGAUGGUUUUCGGUGUUAUCCUCAGCCUUUUCAAUCACAUAUACUUCAGAAGAACUCUCAACAUCAUUCUGCAAUUUAUCCCUGAGAUGAUUUUUAUCCUGUGUCUGUUUGGAUACCUGGUUUUCAUGAUCAUUUUCAAAUGGUGCUGCUUUGAUGUCCAUGUGUCUCAGCACGCCCCCAGCAUCCUCAUCCACUUCAUCAACAUGUUUCUGUUUAACUACAGUGACUCUUCCAACGCACCCCUCUACAAACAUCAGCAAGAAGUCCAAAGUUUCUUUGUGGUUAUGGCUUUGAUUUCUGUGCCGUGGAUGCUUCUGAUUAAGCCAUUUAUUCUUAGAGCCAGUCAUCGGAAAUCCCAGCUGCAGGCAUCCAGGAUCCAAGAAGAUGCCACUGAGAACACUGAAGGUGACAUCUCCAGCCCUUCCAGCCGUUCUGGCCAGAGGACUUCUGCAGAUACCCACGGGGCUCUGGACGACCAUGGAGAAGAGUUCAACUUUGGAGACGUCUUUGUCCACCAAGCCAUCCACACCAUCGAGUACUGCCUGGGCUGCAUUUCAAACACAGCCUCCUACCUGCGGCUCUGGGCCCUCAGCCUGGCUCAUGCACAACUGUCUGAAGUGCUCUGGACUAUGGUGAUGAACAGCGGCCUUCAGACGCGAGGCUGGGGAGGAAUCGUCGGGGUUUUUAUUAUUUUUGCCGUAUUUGCUGUCCUGACAGUAGCCAUCCUUCUGAUCAUGGAGGGCCUCUCUGCUUUCCUGCACGCCCUGCGACUGCACUGGGUUGAGUUCCAGAACAAGUUCUAUGUCGGGGAUGGUUACAAGUUUUCUCCAUUCUCCUUUAAACACAUCCUGGAUGGCACAGCCGAGGAGUAGGCUGAGGGCUGCACCUCCCACGGUGGUCACCAUGCCAAUGAAGGAAGUUCAGUCUUGUCUUUGAUAUCAGCCCCUGCAAGGCGCUCAAUGGGAAGGUUGUUCUUGGCUCACCUGAAGCAUGAAGCUGUGUAUUAUUUGGACGUCAGCCUGUGGAUUUGAUACGACUUAACCACGUCAGAGGAAGGACUUUGGCAAGUGAUAUUGUCUUCAUGUGGGGUAUUAAUUCUCAAAUAAUAAAAUAAUUGACAAACGAGGGGAGAAUGCUAAACAGAGGUCUUCUUGCAAUAUUUUAAAUAUUGUAUUUGAGAAAAUAAACAUCUGAGUCAUUCACUUUU